CAGCGACUCAGAGCGGAGUGCCGCGCUGAGAGUGCACGCGGCGGCGGCUGAGAAGAGCCAUCGACGGGUUUGGGUGUGAAGUGACCGCUUGUCGGGCAGCUAUCGGAACAAAUCACGCGUGUGCAGAGGAGGGGGGGGUAAGGAGGGCUUCGCGUGGAGAGGGUUGGUAUAACGCGUCGCCUCACCCACACGAGUCGCCCACUCCGCCACUGCGCUCUCCCCUCGCUCUUCCCUCGCUCUCUCGUCUGCUCCUCGCCUCGCUCAUCUCAUCCCAUCCAUCCAGCCUCCCGCUCAUCGCGACCCCAUGAAGGAGUUUAAACAGAAGCUCAACUGGGUGUUCAAAGGCAGGAUGAUCGCCCCCGCGCGGGGCCGCGUGCCACAGCCCCCCGCACGCAGCGUCCUCGUGUUCCGCAACGGGGACCCCCACUUCCCGGGGCGCCGCUUCGUGCUCAACGAGCGGCAGGCGGCCACAUUCGAGGCCUUCCUCGCGCAGGUGACGCGGGGUCUGCAGGCCCCCUACGGCGCCGUGCGGCGUCUCUACACCCCAGCCGAGGGGCACCGGGUUCGCUCCCUGGACGCGCUGCGCCCGGGGGCUGCGUACGUGGCUGCGGGCAGCGAGACGUUCAAGAAGAUCGAUUACUCCCAGAUCGUCCCUACAAAAAGGGAGCGAUCCCUGCACAGAGACGCAGUGCAGAUCCGGCCCGUGGCUCACAGCAGAAUCGUGGCCUCAGCCAAGUGGAGCAAACCUCAGCAGGAGCCCGUCACCAUAUUCGUGUACGCGAACGGGGACGCGCUGAGCGCCGCUGUGCGUCUGCUGGUGCCCGCGCGCGCCCUCUCCGACUGGCAGCACGUGCUCGCCAUCGUGACAGAGAAGGUGCAUCUGCGGACAGGCGCCGUGCGAAGGUGCCAACCACACGUCCCUCCCAUCGUCGCUCCAGUCGCUCACAGCGGGACUCGCCGCCAAGCGCUCUCAUCAAUCACUCACUCCUCCAGCUGUGCCCCUUUAAUCGUGGCCAGCACUACACCCGGCCGCAUUAAUCUCCCUAGUGGUGACGUUAACACACCGCACCAGGUACACACACAGACACACGCACACACCGAGCACCGGCGUUGCGCUCACGUGACCCGCCUGUGGCGCAGGCUGUACUCCCCGUCGGGCCAGCUCGUGUGGGACGGCUCCGAGCUGGAGAACGGCCACUCCUACGUGGCCACGGGCACCGAGAAACUCAAGCGGCUCCCCUACGGCGCCGGGGGCCUCGCCAAGGCCUCCCCGCGCCACAGCAACAGCAGUUCCAAGGGCGUCGUUCUGCCGCCGCUGGUGAUGCCGAGGAGGAGUCGCGACUCGAGCCACAACAGCAAAUCCCCGAGCAUCAACACCCUCGCCAGCUCCUUUCCACAGCUGGGAGACGGCUCCCUCCUCUCGGAGCGCAACGGGGGGGUGCCCCUUCCGUCGGCGCGACGCCGCCAGCAGCUGUCCCCGCGCGACUCGCGCGCCGCGCGCGACCUCCACUCGCAGCACCACCCCUACCAGCAGCAGCUGCAGCAGCACCACCCCUACCAGCAGCAGCUGCAGCAGCAGCAGCAGCCCGAACACCGCGGCGGGCAACGCAAGCCCGGCUACCACCACCACCUCCAGCAGCACCACCAACAGCACCAUCAGCAGCACCACCAGUACGGAGACCCCGUUCCACCAGCUCAGCCGCGGGCCGCUGGCAAGACCGGUCUUCGGAGGGCCCCUCCGAAGAAUGGGCCCAGAGGUCACGGGCUGGACGCGGAGGAACUUGGCAAGUGAUUAUCUCAGCGAAUCAGAAAAUAUUUAUUUAGACUGCAGGAAU
Messenger RNA from Petromyzon marinus (sea lamprey), 1835 nucleotides. NCBI's taxonomy places the organism in Eukaryota, Metazoa, Chordata, Hyperoartia, Petromyzontiformes, Petromyzontidae. The record is from RefSeq and is a predicted model, not a curated record.